Sesamum indicum (sesame) is the source of this 1446-nucleotide messenger RNA. RefSeq lists its product as uncharacterized. Gene Ontology annotation, cellular component: membrane. The record is from RefSeq and is a predicted model, not a curated record. Gene Ontology annotation, molecular function: ubiquitin-protein transferase activity; zinc ion binding. Gene Ontology annotation, biological process: protein ubiquitination. NCBI's taxonomy places the organism in Eukaryota, Viridiplantae, Streptophyta, Magnoliopsida, Lamiales, Pedaliaceae.
ACGCAUCAGUGAGUAGAGCGAGCAAUUGUGUCUGAGCAAAAACUUGAAUUUGCAGUGCAUAGAAUAAGGACACUCAAUCUGUUGCUUUUAGCAACGAAAGGAAGAUUUCUUAGCUUUCAGAUAUCCGAUCCCCUUCUUAAAAUCUUACGAAUUGGUAACAUAGACAUGCUCGGAGCUCUGUUGCAAGUUCCCUGUUAAAAGAGUGGUUUAUAAAGUUCUCCUUCCAAUAAGGGGAUUAAUCACUACUUGAUAAAGGAUGGCGGAUCACCUUGGUUUACUGGUUGAUCACUUGCUAACUGAAUCAACUUUGGAGGCUGCAAUCGAAAGUAAAAACUCACUGAAGCAGGUGGAACCGGUGGCAUUUAAUGACAUGAUUAUAUGUUGUUCCUCCCAUAAGGAGUCUGAAGCUACUUUAUCUCCAAGGAAACUGGUGGAAUGCAGGAUAUGCCAAGACGAAGACAUUGACUCAAAUAUGGAGGUUCCAUGCUCUUGCUGUGGCAGCUUAAAGUAUGCUCAUCGCAAGUGCAUACAGAGGUGGUGCAACGAGAAGGGCGACACUGUGUGUGAAAUAUGCCAUCAGCAAUUCAAGCCAGGAUAUACAGCACCACCUCCAAUUUUUCGUAUUGGGGGACUAGCAAUGAACUUGAGGGGAAAUUGGCAAAUUGCUAGAAGAGACUUGAACAAUCCUCACAUUGUUGCAAGGGUUUCAACUGAUCGUGAUUUCCUAGAUCCAGAAUAUGACGAGUAUGCAGUUUCUACAGCACGAAGCAUGUUUUGCUGUCGUUCUGUUGCCAUAAUAUUUAUGUUUCUCCUAGUUUUGAGGCAUACUCUUCCUGUCGUCGUUAGUCAAGCAGGGAACUAUUAUUUCCCACCUAUCAUGUUAUCGAUGCUACGAGUUGCUGGGAUUAUUCUGCCAAUUUGUGUAGUACUGAAAGCAGUGACUUUCCUCCUACGUUUCCGCCACCAACAGGCAAUUCUAUCUGUCUCUCCAUAUGAUGAAGAAACUGGUCUAUUGACUUUACAUCAGCCACGUGAGAUUGGUGUAUGAUAAGUUGUAGUACUCAGAGCUGACCUGAUGCUUCGACACUGGAGUCAACCUGGUAUGGCAUCCAGUCGCAUUUAGGAUCUUCAAAUUGUGAAAGCUGUUAAAGCAUAGCUGCUGCAAAGAAAGAUUCAGAAAGUGAAGUAUAUCUAACAUGGUUCUGGAUGAUUAACGAAAGUUGUGUGUAGUUUUAUGUGAAAAACUAGGCAAAAAUGCCUUGCCUUGGGAUAGGGCGCUAUUUUAGAAGUUGUCCCUCCUUCCAAGUGUUAAAAGUAGAGUAGCCUUUUAAUAUGCUCCUCUUGGGGAGCAUUUGUUGUACAUUAAAUAACUGAUAUAUGUCAAUGUAUAUAUCUAAAGUAAGAGUAAAUUAAAGCUAUCGAUGAGCUACUCGAUGUGUUUCUUGA